This is a messenger RNA of Aspergillus affinis, 654 nucleotides long. RefSeq names its product v-SNARE protein VTI1. The coding region runs from base 1 to 654 and encodes 217 amino acids. The record is from RefSeq and is a predicted model, not a curated record. Gene Ontology annotation, cellular component: endoplasmic reticulum membrane; Golgi apparatus; late endosome membrane. NCBI's taxonomy places the organism in Eukaryota, Fungi, Ascomycota, Eurotiomycetes, Eurotiales, Aspergillaceae. Gene Ontology annotation, molecular function: SNAP receptor activity; SNARE binding. Gene Ontology annotation, biological process: intracellular protein transport; intra-Golgi vesicle-mediated transport; vesicle fusion with Golgi apparatus. The transcript is spliced from 2 exons.
AUGUCGAACCCGUUGGAUACCGAUGCCGGCUCGGAGCUGUUCAGCAGCUACGAGACCGAGCUGAAGCUCAUACAGGCCGAUCUGAACCAGAAGCUGGAUCAAAUCGCCGAGUCUAGCGGGGAACAGCGGAAGUCGGCGAUCAGAGCCGCGGAGCAGUCUCUUGACGAGGCCACGGAGCUGUUGAAUUCAAUGCGCCUGGAGAAGCAGAACAUCCCCUCCGCCGCCCGAUCUAAAGUCAACGUGCGAUUCCGCAAUUACUCCUCGGAUGUUGACGAAUCCAAACGCAAACUUAAGUCUCUCUCGGACGACCGCAAAGCGCUCUUCGGCGAUCGCUACACAGACGACCCUCAGGAUGAGCAUCUGGAGCAGAGACAGCAACUUCUCUCCGGCACGGACCGCCUGGAGCGCAGCUCCUCUAGACUGCGGGACAGUCAGCGAAUUGCUCUCGAAACCGAAGAUAUCGGUCGCAACACGCUGGCUGAUCUGAACCAGCAGCGGGAGACCAUCAUGCAUACGCGGUCAGGACUGCUGCAGAGUGAGGGUUACGUGGAUACCAGUAUUAAGACUUUGAGGGGAAUGGCCCGUAGGUACUGUCACCUUCUACAGCUCCUGUUGGAUGAGAUAUACAUCGAUCUUGACUUUGAUAGGUGGUAA